Molecule: messenger RNA, 1264 nt
Organism: Salvia hispanica
Lineage: Eukaryota; Viridiplantae; Streptophyta; Magnoliopsida; Lamiales; Lamiaceae
Source: RefSeq, a predicted model, not a curated record
AGGUAGGUGGUUAAAUCCAGCCACCGCCUGCCGUCCGCAACAGACGUAGCUCUAUCAUUUUGUUUCCGAUGUCUCUCGAGCUAAACACAAACGACGAAUACUCCAAAUUCUCAUAUACAUACGUAUACACGGAAUAGGGCUUUCUUCUUCUUCUUCGAUCGAACUUAUAAAUUCAACCAAUUUCCAAUCUUUCUCCCUAUUUCUCGCGCAUAUGUGAACAUAUUUCUAUACUCAAUCCAGUUUUGGUUUACUUCAAAAGAAUGCCCGCUUGGUGGAAUAAGAAAGGUUGGAGCAAAGACUCGGAUAAUUCGGCUAAGAAGAGAGGCAAAAAUUUUGACAACCAAAAAGUCAACUGCUUCCACGAAGCUCACGCGCCUACAAUUAGCCGAGCCGGAGAUUCAUCUGGCUUCGAUUCUUUCGAUAAAGGCCACCCGCACCCGUUGCCUAGGCCGUUCAAUGAUCAGCUUCACGGAGGCGCCUCUGGAUCGGGUUCGGUUUCGAGCGUCAGCUCAUCUGGCUCGUCCGAUGAUCACGCUGCUUUUAGAGGGCAUGGGGAGAACAAAUUGAGUCGAGGCUCCAGGUGCAGUACAACACCCGUAUCACCUCUUCAUGCUCGUCUUGGUGGAAUGAGCUUGGACUCUCCCGGUGGGAAACUGGAGGAAGGGAAGAGUGAGUUUCAUAAACUGCCCCUUCCACCUGGCUCUCCAUCUAGCCCUUCUGCAUUACCAACUCCAAGAAGUCCUGGCACAACUGAAAGCUCAAGUUAUAAUGCUUCCAAAUGGAGACAAGGAAAACUUCUAGGAAGAGGCACUUUUGUUCAUGUUUACCUUGGCUUUAACAGUGAGAAUGGGCAAAUGUGUGCCAUAAAAGAAGUCAGACUUGUUUCAGAUGAUCAGUCAUCAAAAGAAAGUCUCAAGCAACUGAAUCAGUGUUGUUAGGGUCGUGGGGCGCUCUGGGUCGAUGAGGUGGGAAUCUGGGUCGCGGGCCGAUGAAGCGUCGGGGCGAGCGCCCCACGAAUCGGGGCGCUAGAAUAGGCGAAUUAUAUUAAUAUAUAUAUAUAUAUAUAUAGUUGUGAAUCUGUGAUACAUUCCUACCUGCACAGUUCUAAAGAUAAGCUUAUAGGAAAAAUAUAGUAGAAAAUUUUUAAAUAGCAUAAGUCCAAAACACAAACUCAAUAAUUGUUCCAAAACAAGUUGCAAAAUAUGAAGUAAAACUCGUGGUUGGAACUUGGAAAGGCAGAGGCUGAAAGUAAGUAUUUGGUUUG